Molecule: messenger RNA, 2046 nt
Organism: Astyanax mexicanus (Mexican tetra)
Lineage: Eukaryota; Metazoa; Chordata; Actinopteri; Characiformes; Acestrorhamphidae
Gene: lin9
Product: lin-9 DREAM MuvB core complex component
Exons: 15
Coding region: 46-1677 (543 amino acids)
Biological process (GO): regulation of transcription by RNA polymerase II; DNA-templated transcription; regulation of cell cycle
Cellular component (GO): nucleoplasm; transcription repressor complex
Molecular function (GO): DNA binding
Source: RefSeq, a predicted model, not a curated record
GCUUCGCGUCAUUCGGGCUUUGAAAAGCGGCGCGGCUCCUUCAAGAUGGCGGAGCUGGAGCAGCUGCUGGACGAGAGCUCUUCAGCGAAAGCUCUUGUCAGUCUUAAAGAAGGAAGUUUGUCAAACACUUUAAAUGAGAAAAACAACCUACCAAAAUCUCAGAACACCAGGGGAAGGAGCAGCUACACGUCUAUGGAAACGCCGACAAGAAGCUCGAAGAGGAGUCGCUUUUCCUCUGAGGAGGAGGAGGGAACAGUCGCUUCAAGAUCCCCGCGGCGGAGCCAGAGAGUGACCACUGUGCCUCAGAAACUUGCAAAUGUCACAACACCAGACAAAAGAACCUCACAGAAGAUUGGACUGAGAUUACGAAACCUGCUUAAACUGCCCAAAGCUCACAAGUGGUGCAUCUAUGAGUGGUUCUAUUCUAAUAUUGACAAGCCCUUAUUUGAGGGUGACAAUGACUUCUGUCUGUGCCUGAAGGAGUCUUUCCCUAACCUAAAGACCAGGAAACUGACUAGAGUGGAAUGGGGAACCAUCAGACGCCUAAUGGGCAAACCCAGAAGAUGUUCCUCUGCGUUUUUUGCUGAGGAGCGAACAGCACUGAAGCAGAAGAGGCAAAAGAUGCGAUUGUUGCAACAGAGAAAGAUCACAGACAUAUCUCUUUGUAAAGAUCUGCCAGAUGAGAUUCCUUUGCCGUUAGUCAUUGGCACUAAAGUCACAGCUCGGCUCAGGGGACUCCAUGAUGGCCUGUUUACUGGACAGAUUGAUGCAGUGGAUACAAGUGCAGCAACGUAUCGUGUGACCUUUGACAGAAGUGGACUUGGCACACAUACGGUUCCAGACUACGAAGUGCUGAGUAAUGAACCUCAUGAAACAAUGCCCAUAUCAGCCUUCGCCCAGAAACAGCGACCAUCUCGCUUCCAGAACUUUCUGACUCCUCCACGAGGGGCAUAUCCUGCGUCAACCCAACCCAUUUUAAUGGACAAUGACCCUCUCUUCAGUCAGUCCCCUUGGCGGAGUAAACUGACUGGAAGUGAUGGAGACACACUGGGAGGAUUUCCUGUCAAAUUUCUUGUACAGGUGACACGAUUGUCUAAAAUUCUCAUGAUCAAGAAGGAACACAUAAAGCAUCUAAAGGAGAUGAAUACCGAAGCUGAAAAACUGAAGUCCUACUCCAUGCAAAUAGGUUUGGACUUUCAGAAGAGAUAUGCAACCACUGUUCUAGACCUGGAGCAGCUUAAUAAAGACCUGAACAAAGUCCUGCAUGAGGUUCAACAAUUCUGCUAUGAGCUGGCUCCAGAUCAAGGCAUGCAGCCUGCAGAUCAGCCAAGUGAGCUGCGGAGGCGCUGCGAGAAUGAAGCCGAGGACGUAAUGAGGUUGUGCAAUGCACUGCCGGAUGGGGAACAGCGUGUCCAGAGCCCUGGCCUUACUCAGCUUGUUUCUCGUCUUACUACCAUCUUGCUGCAGAUCAGGUGCUUAGCAGAAGGAGGUGAUCUGAACUCAUUUGAAUUUAAAGCAUUGACUGAUUCCUUGAACGACAUCAAGAGUUCAAUAGACACUUCUAAUCUCAGCUGUUUCCAGGAUAAUGUGGAGAUCCAUGUAGCACACAUCCAGAGUGGCCUGAGCCAGCUGGGCAACCUCCAUGCUUUCUCUGCCAACAACACCAACAUAACGUGACUGAACCAGAUUCUAUACAAAACUCCUAUUUCCAAACAUGGACUCCGAGCCAUCUCUGUCCCACUUUUUUUUUUUUCUCCCCCCCUUUUUGUUUAGAGGUGUUUAAAUGUUCCCUGACUAAACAUGAACCGGCAGGCAGUUCCCCCCAUACACUGUGUUAAAUAUGACAAACAAGCAGAUCUGUUCAAAUGGCCAGUUAAUAUGCUAAGGCAUCCAGUUUAAGAAAUGUUAAAUUUAUUGAUCCUUCUUGAUGUUCCUUCACCAAUGUUAAUCUAGUCGUAUUGGCGGUCCUUUUAUUUUUAUGGCUGGUUCCUGUAAGGUUUUUGCCAAAUUCUACAUUUUCCACUUGCGGUUCUUUUUUAUUUUUUU